Molecule: messenger RNA, 1437 nt
Organism: Penicillium soppii
Lineage: Eukaryota; Fungi; Ascomycota; Eurotiomycetes; Eurotiales; Aspergillaceae
Exons: 2
Coding region: 1-1437 (478 amino acids)
Biological process (GO): transmembrane transport
Molecular function (GO): transmembrane transporter activity
Source: RefSeq, a predicted model, not a curated record
AUGGAGCCGAAGGUGUAUAUGCCAGAGAACCAUAUAGCCGACAGUCUGGCCGUCAGUCUCCCCCCAAUCCCCAAAAGCACCAUCUCAAGCACAACUCUACCCUCUCCGGCUUUCGAAUUGGUAACAUGGGACGGGCCUAAUGACCCUGAAAACCCCCAGAAUUGGCCCCGAUCCACCAAGCUAUUCCGAUCCACAGCGCCACUAGCCGUAAUCUUCUCUAUAACCAUUGCAUCGAGUAUCUUCGGCGCCGCCUCCAGCAUCACAGCCAAAGAAUGUGACGUCUCGGAAGAAGUAAUGAGUCUCGGCGUGACCCUCUUCGUCGCAGGCUUCGCCGUCGGCCCCCUCGUCUUCGCCCCAAUGGCCGAACGCCUCAGCCGCUUCCUGGUAGGCACAUUCGGCGCCGGCGGACUAGCCGUCGGCUCAGGAAUCCUAGCCGACAUCUUCGGCCCGAUCACCCGCGGCGUCGCCGUCGGCACCUCUGCAACAAUCAUGAACCUGGGCAGCAUCAUCGGCCCAAUCGUCGGCGCAUACAUCGUCGACGCCUACGGCUGGCGCUGGACCGCCUGGAUAAAGCUCAUCCUCUGCACGGCCGUAGGGCUAGCAUGCACGGUUCUCUUGCGCGAGUCAUCCCACAACCGCCUCCUCAUAAAUCGUGCAGCACGGCUGCGCCGCGACACAAGAAACGAGUAUCUCCGCGCACAGGCGGAGAUGGCCUCGCUGGACGCGAAGGUCCUGCUGCGGAAGUACACGACCAAACCGGCUCGCAUGUUUGUGCGCGAACCCAUCUUGAUCGUCAUGACCAUCUACCUUACACUGGUGUAUGGCUCGCUAUACCUGUCCUACCAGCUGUUCCCACGGGCAUUCCAGAGCCGAGGGUGGAGUAAACCUGCGGCGACGCUGCCGUUUUUUGCUGUUGGGCUGGGCGUAGUCUCUGCGCUGGGAGCGUUUUCUGCUUUCACGAUGACCUGGUAUAAGAAGCGGUGGAAUGCUGCGCAGAAGGAGUCGGCGGGUGAGUCGACGCCUGCGCGUAUUGCGCCGGAGCAUAGAUUGCCGCCUAUGGUUCUGGGCGCUGUGUUGUUGCCGCCGGCUUUGUUAUGGUUUGGGUGGUCUGGGGGUACACAUUGGAUUUCGCAGGUGGUUGCGUGCUAUGCGAUUGGGUUUGCGCUGCAGACUGUGUUCAUCUGCGGGAUUGUGUAUAUUGUCGAUGUGUAUUUGCUCAACACUGUGUCGGCGACGUGCGUCCAUGUGAUGGUGCGGAGUGUGGUCUCGGCGACGUUCCCAUUAUUCGAAGGCCCUAUGUAUGAGACGCUGCAUAUAAAUUGGUCAGCUACUUUGUUGGCCGGCUUGUCGACGCUGAUCAUGGCGUCUCCGGUUCUGUUCAUAAUUUAUGGCUCUCGCGUUCGAAGCUGGAGCUGCUUCUCGGUUAGUGGUGUAUAG